Messenger RNA from Dictyostelium purpureum, 642 nucleotides. RefSeq lists its product as uncharacterized. The transcript has 2 exons. The record is from RefSeq and is a predicted model, not a curated record. The annotation marks the transcript as partial. NCBI's taxonomy places the organism in Eukaryota, Evosea, Eumycetozoa, Dictyosteliales, Dictyosteliaceae.
AAAAACCCACAAAUUUUUGACGAUUUGGGUAGUUCAAUAGGAUCAACCAAUGAAGAAGAAUUUACAGAUGAAUAUUACGAUGGCAAUGUUUUUGAUAAUAACAGAACCAAUAAUGUCAAAUUUAAUAAUAAUAAUAAUAAUAAUAAUAAUAAUAAUAAUAAUAAUAAUAAUAAUAAUAAUAAUAAUAAUAAUAAUAGUAAUAGUAAUAGUAAUAAUGGUAAUAAUUGUAAUAGUGGAGAUAGAUGUGAUAUUCCAUACUGUUUGGUUUGUGAAAAAGGAACCCCUCCAAGUUUUAAAUUGGUUAAUCCUUUUUGGACACAUAUUUUAUAUUUGGUUUUAUAUGCAUUUUGUAAAUCAUGCGAGAUUUUAGAGAAAACAGAAAAGCCAACAUUUUGUGUAGUUUCGAAAGGGGUAAGAUAUUUUAAACUUCAAACUAUUUAUAAAUAUAUUGAUAGGCAUUGGGAUUUAAUUUGUUUCAAAGAUAAAAAGACAUGGAAGAAAAAAGUAGGAAUGAAUCUGUCUCAUUACCCUCAUCUCUUUGAAAAUGGACUAGCAAACUUUCACAUAUCUGGUUAUUGGUCACUAAAAAGGAAACUAGAUUUAGAUCCAUACCAUAUGGAUUUUAUUAAUAAUUUCAAAUAA